GGGGCGAGAGAUAAAGCCUUGGCCUCUGUAUGGGACUUGGGAGUCGUACUGAGCCUCUAACAGAGGUGCUAUAGGCAAAUAACUCCGAGAGGGGCACAGACCCAAAGGCUUCGGGCACAAUGGGGCUCCAGCAAUCCAAAAUGUUGCCAACCAAAACCGCAGACGAUCUGAUCAACAAGCUGCCGAGAUCCACAUUGAGGGAAACGUUGGUGAAGACCCUGGAGAUGUUGGGCAGGGGACAGUUUAAUGAGUUUAAAGAAAGACUGAGCGGCUGGGAUGUCUCUCCUGGGUACGAAAGGAUCCCCAUGGGGUCUCUGCAGGGGGCAGACGUGGGCAAAGUUGCCGACCUGAUCAUCGACUACUACAAAAACUCCUAUGGGGUGAAAGUGACUCUCGGGGUGUUGGGUGCAAUUGGCGCCAAGUCUGCUGCCAACCACCUUGAGAAAAUAAAGGAGAUGUCAUUGUAAGAGUGUCCCACGUGUUGCUGAUCCGCUUCCCGCUGGUACCAACCCGAUGCGCCAAGACCCCAACAUGGACUCCCUUGGACUCGAAGGACAACAAGACGACUUCAGUGCAUUACAAACUCUCAUACGGGAAAUUGUUCUCUUAGUACAAGCUGAUCCAGGUGCAAUUGCCAUCUUGGAGAGGCUUCAGGUGCGGUUUUUUGCCUUCCUCUGGAUCAGCUGGCAGUUAGGCAACUUAUGCAAACCUGAUGGCCUUGCCCAGCCUACGCUAUAUAUGUCCCCAUCAGGGACAUUUGAUCCCUUGGCCCAUUAACCUCCAGCUGCGCAAGGCUUGGAUACAGAACAUGACUGUGCAGAACGUGUGUUUUUAUUCUCCCAGGUUGAAGUUUUUGUCGCACGAAACGCGUGUUGGGAAGUUACUGCACCAUUACUGCCCCCGGUGGGGUUGGAUUUCUAUUAGGGGCAGAUUUAGCCACCAAUAUCCAUGGGAUAUUCCAUAUGGAACAAAUCUACAGGGCUGUGCCCCACUUUUCACUGCUGUCCCCCCCCCCCCCCCACACUCUUGUUUAACCUUUUCCUCUCUGUCUAAUGUCAAUUAAAAGAAUUUUACUGCUCA
Molecule: messenger RNA, 1080 nt
Organism: Xenopus tropicalis (tropical clawed frog)
Lineage: Eukaryota; Metazoa; Chordata; Amphibia; Anura; Pipidae
Product: provisional ortholog of PYD and CARD domain containing
Exons: 2
Coding region: 120-467 (115 amino acids)
Source: RefSeq, a predicted model, not a curated record